AUGACUCGUCUACUUUUAUUCUCCGCGAUUUUUGGGGCCGCACAUCUUCAGCUUGAAGAACCUGGCAAUUUUCUCCUAAAUACUGUUCCGAAUUGCCAACUAUGUAAGAAUAUGACGAAUGAGUUUGUAAAAGAACCGUAUGUGUGGAUCGAACUGACGAACUCUGUGAUUGAUGGGUGUAACGCGGUGUCUCAAAGGUGUAUUGUCGUGGAUAACUCAACCAAUUGUGCUACUAGGGCCGAAAUUCUCAAGUUCAACUCGGUCAACUCGGAAGAGCCUUUAAAAGUAUUCGGACCAUACGAACAAGUCAGCGUAGGAGGUACUAUAACAUGCGAAAAAGUUCCGGGAAAGGACGAAUCCGUAUACUGGUAUGAAGGACAGAGAGGCCGGUUUUUCUGUCGUAAUAAGUGUGACAGUGGUUUAGAACAAGACGGUUCCGCGACUUCAACCUCUACAACGUCCAUCACAACUUCAACUCUAUCACCCCCAAGUACAGUACAAUCCACGACGACUGCAAAACCCACGACGACAAGUACGAUAACGCCGACCACAUCGGCAGAUCCAACAAGCACAAUAACUACAAGUACAACUCCGAAUCCAUCUUCCCCAAGUACAGUGCAAUCCACGACGACUGCAGAACCUACAAGUACAAUAACUUCCACCACUGUUCCGGAGUCAUCUACCACAAGUGUAGUACAAUCCACGACGACUGCAGAACCUACAAGUACAAUAACUUCCACCACUGUUCCGGAGUCAUCAACUUCUUUGCUUACAUCGACCUUGGCUUCUACUACAACUUUAAUCCCUACAUCAACGAUGAGUACAAUUACCUUGACAUCAGAUCGCACAAGUACAAUAACAUCCACUGGAUCUUCAAACCCUCCAUCAACAAGCACAGUACCAUCCACAACAACUUCCACUACAACUCCGAAGCCGUCUUCCCCAAGUACAGCGGAAGCCAGUACAACUCCCGUACUCACAUCGAACUUGACUUCGGCUUUGACUUCCACCUCACCGCUCCUGGCGUCUUCAACUGAACGCACCGCGACUACGGCGACUUCUUCCGUCUCGACUCCAAAGCAUCCACAUCAUGGAUGCCACGUUCCUCAAUAAUUGAUUUUAAUAUUAAUUACAUCAUGUGAAUAAUAUACAUGAGCUCUAUUGUUUAAUGGAAAGUUAAACUAAAUGAAGACUAUUUGGAGU
Caenorhabditis elegans is the source of this 1203-nucleotide messenger RNA. RefSeq names its product DUF281 domain-containing protein (gene Y43F8C.16). Bases 1 to 1113 code for a protein of 370 amino acids. The transcript has 5 exons. The record is from RefSeq and is marked reviewed. NCBI's taxonomy places the organism in Eukaryota, Metazoa, Nematoda, Chromadorea, Rhabditida, Rhabditidae.